AUGUCUCCUUCUCUCUUUGAUCAAACACCCUCUAAGAAGGCAGCUGCUGACCUUUCUUCUCUUAACCUCACAGGCUCUUCUGCAUCUACAAAAUUUACCCCUACAGCAGGUAUCAAAUCUUCUUCUCUGUCACUUGAGGAAUCUUCCCAACCCAUUGUCAAAAUGUCACUGCUUGAGCAAACAAAGGCUAAAGAGCUUGCUGCCGCCAAUGGUGGAGCCGUCGUUACUGUCCCUAGUGCAAUCAACACAAUGACUCCUGAGUUUCAACGCGCUCGUAAACUUUUAAAAGAAGGUGAGGCUAAGGAACCUAUUCUUAAGGAAAACGCCCAACGCUUUGUGCUUUUCCCCAUCAAGUACCAUGAGAUUUGGCAAAUGUACAAGAAGGCUGAAGCUUCCUUCUGGACCGCUGAGGAAAUUGAUCUCGGUAAGGACCUGCAUGAUUGGGAACACCGUUUGAAUGAUGAUGAAAAGUUUUUCAUUUCCCGUGUUUUGGCCUUUUUUGCAGCCUCAGAUGGCAUUGUUAAUGAAAAUUUGGUUGAGCGCUUUUCCGGUGAAGUUCAAAUCCCUGAAGCAAAAUGCUUUUAUGGCUUUCAAAUUAUGAUGGAAAACAUUCAUGCUGAAACUUACUCUCUUCUCAUUGAUACUUAUGUCAAGGAUCCUAAGGAAGCUGACUACCUCUUCAACGCUAUUGAAACAAUCCCCUGCAUUAAGAAGAAGGCUGACUGGGCUCUACGAUGGAUCUCAGACCAAGAAUGCGCCUUUUCUGAGCGUCUGGUAGCCUUUGCUGCCGUUGAGGGCAUUUUCUUUAGUGGCUCCUUUGCCUCCAUCUUUUGGCUUAAGAAGCGUGGCCUAAUGCCUGGCCUUACCUUUUCCAAUGAACUCAUUUCUCGCGAUGAAGGCAUGCACACUGACUUUGCUUGUCUGCUUUUCUCUCAUCUUGUCAACAGACCUUCGCCUGACGUUGUCGAGGCUAUCAUUACUGAGGCUGUUUCCAUUGAAAAGGAGUUUUUGACUGACGCCUUACCCGUUGCUUUGCUUGGUAUGAAUGCAAAACUUAUGUGCCAGUAUAUCGAGUUUGUUGCCGACAGACUGCUUGUGGCUCUGGGAAAUCAAAAAGUUUACAAUUCUUCAAACCCCUUUGACUUUAUGGAAAACAUUUCUCUUUCUGGUAAAACAAACUUUUUCGAAAAGCGCGUCUCGGAUUACCAAAAGGCUGGCGUCAUGGCUGGUACUAACAAGAUGAUGGGUGGUAAGGAAGAUGGCUUUGCUCUUGAUGAGGACUUUUAA
Magnusiomyces paraingens is the source of this 1287-nucleotide messenger RNA. RefSeq lists its product as uncharacterized. NCBI's taxonomy places the organism in Eukaryota, Fungi, Ascomycota, Dipodascomycetes, Dipodascales, Dipodascaceae. Bases 1 to 1287 code for a protein of 428 amino acids. The record is from RefSeq and is a predicted model, not a curated record. Gene Ontology annotation, biological process: deoxyribonucleotide biosynthetic process. Gene Ontology annotation, molecular function: oxidoreductase activity. The transcript has a single exon.